AUGAUCGCUUCAAGUCCAUUUGUGGCACGCUUAGUGUAUACAAAACCUCAAUGUCCAGGUGCUACCAUUGCGCGUGCCACGCAUCCCUACAAGUUAAAGCUUUUGGGUGAGAGCUGUGAAAUAAAUGGUGAAGUUGCUGAACGCCCCCUCAAGCUUAGUAGCAUAAAUUUUAGGAGGGUGAAUUUAGCCUCUAACCUAUCAAAUCACCAGAUGAAUAGCCAGAGGCGUCGGCUUAAUACAUUAAUGAGAGUAUCGGCGAGCUCAUUAGACAAAGAUGUCCAUUACUAUUUAAACAACGGAUUGGGAUCCAUCGUAUUGCUAGUUGCCACUGGGGUAGCACUAAUUUUUGCAAACAUAGCAAAAACAGCCCCACUCUAUGAGCUUUUUUGGAGCAGUUAUAUAGGUCCCAAAGCUUUAAAUUUAUCUAUGACCUUGCAUCAUUGGGUAAAUGAAGGACUUAUGGCACUAUUCUUUUUCUCCGUUGGUCUAGAAAUAAAAAGGGAGUUUAUCCAUGGAAGUUUAUCAAGUUUGAAACAAGCCAUUUUACCGUGCUUUGGUGCUGUUGGUGGAAUGCUAGUUCCGAUGCUAUUUUAUUUGGUUUUUAACCUCGCUUCAUCUAAUGGAGUAAUGGCAGGCUGGGCUAUACCUAUGGCAACGGACAUUGCCUUUGCUAUGGGUAUAUAUGGAUUUUUUAAGAAUAAGAUGCCAACCGGUGUAGCUGCUUUUCUACUGACUUUGGCUACAGUUGACGACCUUGGAGCUAUACUGGUCAUCGCUAUCUUCUUCUCAAAAACAUUAAUUAAAGAAUAUGUUUUCCUUGCUAUAGCUGUAUCCGGAGUGAUGUUCUCUGCAUGCAAAAGAAAGGUUACAAAUACUAAAGUGUACAUGUCGCUUUUCGUUUUAUUAUGGUAUUUUUUGUUACAAGGUGGAAUCAACGCUGAUAUUGCUGGCGUCAUAACAGCUUUGGCUAUACCAGGCAAUUCAUUGGCACCAAUACAUUCGAAGGCUCCCCCAGAACAUGAAGGGCAAAGUGUUACUCUCUUAGAUCAUCUGAUACACGCGUGGAGCCCGUGGACCACAUUAUUGGUGAUGCCUCUCUUUGCACUGGCAAACACUGCUGUAUUAAUUGAUCGUGCUGUAUUCGGUUCAAUAAUGACUACACCUAUUGGUCAAGGUAUUUUUUUUGGCCUAAUGCUUGGCAAGCCUAUAGGUAUCGCAGGUAUUUCGUGGCUAGCUAUUAAUUUAAGAAUUGCUAAAUUCCCGGAAGGUAUGAGUCUAAAACACUUAGGGAUUGUGGGACUUUUGGGAGGAAUAGGUUUCACGAUGUCACUAUUCUUGAUCGAAAUGGCACUUUCGGUUUUGCAUCAGCUUUACUUGGCUGUGCGUUCAUGA
Molecule: messenger RNA, 1392 nt
Organism: Bathycoccus prasinos
Lineage: Eukaryota; Viridiplantae; Chlorophyta; Mamiellophyceae; Mamiellales; Bathycoccaceae
Product: Na+/H+ antiporter NhaA
Exons: 2
Coding region: 1-1392 (463 amino acids)
Biological process (GO): regulation of pH; sodium ion transport
Cellular component (GO): membrane
Molecular function (GO): sodium:proton antiporter activity
Source: RefSeq, a predicted model, not a curated record